AUGUAUAUUUCUGAUGUGGUUAUACAGUUUUCCAAUCCUUUUCACCGCAAGGCUCUCGACCUUGUAUCAGUCUUCUGCAGCAAGGCUCUCAACCUUGUAUCAGUCUACUGCAGCAAGGCUCUCAACCUUGUAUCAGUCUACUGCAGCAAGGCUCUCAACCUUGUAUCAGUCUACUGCAGCAAGGCUCUCAACCUUGUAUCAGUCUACUGCAGCAAGGCUCUCAACCUUGUAUCAGUCUACUGCAGCAAGGCUCUCAACCUUGUAUCAGUCUACUGCAGCAAGGCUCUCAACCUUGUAUCAGUCUACUGCAGCAAGGCUCUCAACAUUGUAUCAGUCUACUGCAGCAAGGCUCUCAACCUUGUAUCAGUCUACUGCAGCAAGGCUCUCAACCUUGUAUCAGUCUACUGCAGCAAGGCUCUCAACCUUGUAUCAGUCUACUGCAGCAAGGCUCUCAACCUUGUAUCAGUCUACUUCAGCAAGGCUCUCAACCUUGUAUCAGUCUACUGCAGCAAGGCUCUCAACCUUGUAUCAGUCUAUUGCAGCAAGGCUCUCAACAUUGUAUCAGUCUACUGCAGCAAGGCUCUCAACCUUGUAUCAGUCUACUGCAGCAAGGCUCUCAACCUUGUAUCAGUCUACUGCAGCAAGGCUCUCAACCUUGUAUCAGUCUACUGCAGCAAGGCUCUCAACCUUGUAUCAGUCUACUGCAGCAAGGCUCUCAACCUUGUAUCAGUCUACUGCAGCAAGGCUCUCAACCUUGUAUCAGUCUACUGCAGCAAGGCUCUCAACCUUGUAUCAGUCUACUGCAGCAAGGCUCUCAACAUUGUAUCAGUCUACUGCAGCAAGGCUCUCAACCUUGUAUCAGUCUACUGCAGCAAGGCUCUCAACCUUGUAUCAGUCUACUGCAGCAAGGCUCUCAACCUUGUAUCAGUCUACUGCAGCAAGGCUCUCAACCUUGUAUCAGUCUACUGCAGCAAGGCUCUCAACAUUGUAUCAGUCUACUGCAGCAAGGCUCUCAACCUUGUAUCAGUCUACUGCAGCAAGGCUCUCAACAUUGUAUCAGUCUACUGCAGCAAGGCUCUCAACCUUGUAUCAGUCUACUGCAGCAAGGCUCUCAACCUUGUAUCAGUCUACUGCAGCAAGGCUCUCAACCUUGUAUCAGUCUACUGCAGCAAGGCUCUCAACCUUGUAUCAGUCUACUGCAGCAAGGCCUUCAACCUUGUAUCAAUCUACUGCAGCAAGGCUCUCAACCUUGUAUCAGUCUACUGCAGCAAGGCUCUCAACCUUGUAUCAGUCUAAUGCAGCAAGGCUCUCAACCUUGUAUCAGUCUAAUGCAGCACCAUAAGGCACUGAGCUUCUUCUAUCAGCUACAGUUCUUGCAGACAAAACUCUUAGUAUAAAGCAAUAAUGCGGGCUGUACAAUUGUUCAUGGGUCAAAGUCGAUAAAGCAAUAAUGCGGGCUGUACAAUUGUUCAUGGGUCAAAGUCGAUAAGACUUUAGUCCAAGUAAAUAUCUGGUGCAAAGUAUGAAAGUAUGUUAAUUUGUUUAUAAUAAUUACAAUUUAAAACAGUUGAGUAGCUUGCUUCUAUGACAUGUAGAUCUGUAAUUUGAUAAUCUCACUGACUGACAAAAACCAUACAUUUUACGAUCAAAGUGAAAAAAGUCUAGCACACUUUUUUGGCAGCUCUCGUUUUUAUCCAACUUUGUCAUUUGUAAAAAAAUAAACAUUAAAAUAUAAAAAUGUAUUUUCAUGGACGGGAUGUAACUCAUAAAAUGGCAAUGCACAGCCUUUUAAAGCAAUUUUCUCCCUUGUUUGUUAUGUUGGCACAACUUAAUGUUUAUUGAUAAUAAGUAAUUCUGUUUGCUUCAAUUGUAUUUCAAUGCAGACUAUCAUGAAUGUGAUAUCUCUUAGAAAAUACCUUUAAUUGGUAUCACCAUAUAAUAAAGACAAUUGUACAGUGUUAUAAUGUACCAUAUGCCCGCAGUUGUCCAGAUUUUUUCCUUUAGUACAUCUUGUACAGUGGAGUUUUCUCAUAAAUCAAGGGGCCUGGCACACAUUUUAUGUGUCAAGGUCUUGUGAACACCUUCUCAUACAUGUGUUUUUACAUCCCUGCAGUAGAAGGGUCAUGAAAGCUAACAAUAAAUUUCACAAUAAAUUAGUAGUAGCAAAAUUGUAGCAGUGGUCUUAUUGAUGCACAUUAUUGAUACAGGGAUGGUAGUGCAUGCUGAGCUAAAAUCCCACUAGCGUUAUCAAUAGUGUACAUGGAUCUAUAUACUGCUACAAUUUUGCUACUGCUACUAAUUUUCUUGCACCUUCUUAUAGCAACUUUUUGCAAUUUAAAAAAAUAUAUUAUAAAUCAAACGAGACAUAAGAAACCAUUUAAUAAAUACUUGGAAAAUUAUUUUAAUCAAAUAUACAUGUAGACCUUUUAUGUCUCUUGGUAUUCUGCACUGCCAUUUGUGAAAGAGCAUCAUGUAUUUUCAAUAUAUUGAGAUAUAUAUUGUAAAAACAAAUUUUAAGUGUUGCAUAUGUAUAGAGACAUUUACUUUCAGAUUUCUGUAGCAUUCAGUGUAUAUUUGUGACUAUUAGGUCUCAGAAAUAAAUUAACUGGGUUGAUUUCAAUAUCUUACAUAAUUCUUGUUACUUACAUAUUACGAUCAGAGCUAAAUGACUGGUUAUUGCAAAAUGUUGAUUCCCAAUAUAAACCAUGCCUUUACAUAUUUUGCAUUUAACAUUAAUCAUACUUUUUGUUGAAUGUCUCAGUUCUUUUGACAGAAUCUCUAUGUAUAUUGUAAAUAACAAAAAAAAAAUUUUCUAAACUUUACUUAGAUAUUACAACAUACAUAUGUAUGCCGUUGUAUGGCAAUGAACUGGUUGCUAUGCUUUAAACUAGGCCAUUGAUCAUUAGAAAUGUUUUUAUUUUUUCCCAUACCAUUUUUUGUUACCGGCUUUAGGUAGGAUGAAGAUGCAGUGUUUUGUGUUCAGAAGUAGUCUAGGGAGAUAGUGGAGGCUAGUCAUAUUAUGCAAUUAGGUUGUUUUUGUUUUGUUGUGUAUUUAGUUCAAGGUUGUAGUUAUAUGUAUUUAUUGUGAUUAUUUUUACAUAAGUAUUUAAUUGUGUAACAUUGUCAUUCUCUUACAGAGUAGUAUUGCAAUACUUGAGAACUUAUUCUAGUUAAAAUGGUAUGAAAUGUCAAUGCAUACAUUUUCAUGUGAUUUAGAUUAAGCAUUGAUCCAUACAAUCUUGUUAUUUUGGACUUUCUCACACAUGUCAUCAUGUUUUUCAGAUGUGUACAUUUCAAACUAUUGGGGUACAUGCGAUAAUGUUAAAUGUUAAAAGAAACUCUAAAAUCCUGUAAAAUAGUGACACAAUUUUUGCAUUGAUAAGAUUUUAGAUUUCUGACCUACAAGCCAUCUUGGAUUUUCUCAAAAUACAUCUUAAUUGAAUACUGAAGGAUUAUUAAAUGCCUUGGCACAAAUAUUAACAUGUAAGCAACAGUUUAGACAUGCAAUGCCAAAAUACUGCCCUUAUUGUCAAACUGCUUUUUAUACGCCCGUAUAAAAUACGGGACGUAUUAUGUGAAACCCCUUGGCGGGCGGGCGGGCGGGCGGAAGGCAUCACUUUGUCCGGACUCUAAUUCAAAUUGUAUUCAUCCGAUCUUCACCAAACUUGGUCAGCAGUUGCAUCUAGUUGAUAUCUAGGCCAAGUUCGAAUAUGGGUCAUGCCGGGUCAAAAACUAGGUCAUAGGGUCAAUAAGUGCAUUUUCAAAGGGGCCACUUUGUCCGGACUCUAUUUCAAAUUGUAUUCAUCCGAUCUUCACCAAACUUGGUCAGCAGUUGCAUCUAGUUGAUAUAUAGGCCAAGUUCGAAUAUGGGUCAUGCCGGGUCAAAAACUAGGUCAUAGGGUCAAUUAGUGCAUUUUCAACGGCGCCACUUUGUCCGGACUCUAAUUCAAAUUGUAUUCAUCCGAUCUUCACCAAACUUGGUCAGUAGUUGCAUCUAGUUGAUAUCUAGGUCAAGUCCGAAUAUGGGUCAUGCUGGGUCAAAAACUAGGUCAAAGGGUCAAUUAGUGCAUUUUACUUUGUCCGGACUCUAAUUCAAAUUGUAUAAAUCUUAUCUUCACCAAACUUGGUCAGUAGUUGCAUCUAGUUGAUAUCUAGGCCAAGUUCGAAUAUGGGUCAUGCCAGGUAAAAAACUAGGUCAUAGGGUCAAUUAGUCCAUUUUCAACAGCGCCACUUUGUCCGGACUCUUAUUCAAAUUGUAUUCAUCCGAUCUUUACCAAACUUGGUCAGUAGUUGCAUCUAGUUGAUAUCUAGGUCAAGUUCGAAUAUGGGUCAUGUCGGGUCAAGAACUAGGUCAUAGGGUCAAUUAGUGCAUUUUCAACGGCGCCACUUUGUCCGGACUCUAAUUCAAAUUGUAUUCAUCCGAAACUUUUAAACAACUUUUUAUCCUGCGUCAAAGUGGUAUGGGGGUAUAUUGCUUAUUUCCAAAACAAAUACAUCAAUCAUCAGUGUAUCAUCUCCAAUGGCACACGAAUCGGGCGUAUAUUGCUCCGUCAUGCGGCGCUCUUGUUUGUCAAUGUGGUAUGUGCUGUCAGUGAUAGGCCAUGUUUAAAAAAUGCUUCCUUCUUCAUUUUUGUUUCAUAUAUUUGCCUACCAAUAGUCUUUACAAUUUGUUAUCCUUGUGUAUCCUAUGUUGUAAAGGCAUUUGUUGUGUCUUCCUUUAUAUGUGGAUGUAUUUUUGUCAUUGAAAAUAAAGUGCAUUGUAACCCUUA
Molecule: messenger RNA, 4769 nt
Organism: Dreissena polymorpha
Lineage: Eukaryota; Metazoa; Mollusca; Bivalvia; Myida; Dreissenidae
Exons: 7
Coding region: 1-1296 (431 amino acids)
Source: RefSeq, a predicted model, not a curated record